Messenger RNA from Microplitis mediator, 1212 nucleotides. RefSeq lists its product as uncharacterized. Gene Ontology annotation, biological process: regulation of transcription by RNA polymerase II. Gene Ontology annotation, cellular component: nucleus; transcription regulator complex. Bases 251 to 1165 code for a protein of 304 amino acids. NCBI's taxonomy places the organism in Eukaryota, Metazoa, Arthropoda, Insecta, Hymenoptera, Braconidae. The record is from RefSeq and is a predicted model, not a curated record. Gene Ontology annotation, molecular function: DNA binding. The transcript is spliced from 2 exons.
UUUUUACGCCCACUACUCGCGUGAUGAGAAAAGUGAUGGCUUUUUUAAAAUAAAUAUUUUCAAAGUAUUUUGACAGCUCGAAAUAAUUUUUAAAUUUCAUAAACAUAAAGCAUAAAAUUUUAUAAAAAUAUAAUAAAUUUUACUUGGUCAUUCCAUUUGAAAUUAUUUAGAAAAAAACUCAGCGCAGGUGCUGAGAGGUUAAAAUUUUUAGUAUAUUUAUUAUAACUAUAAUUUAUCAGUACAUAAAUAUAUGGUAAUAAUGAUGGGAGACAUUAAUCUGGAUGCUGAUCGGUUGAUAGAUGAAGUAUACAAACGACCGGCAUUGUGGAAUAAUAAAGACCUUUUAUAUCACAGUCGCGAUUUGACAAAUCGUAUGUGGAUGGAGAUAUCGACUAUUUUUAAAUGUCCAAAACCAGUACUAAAAUCCAAGUGGAAGGGAUUGAGAGAUACAUUUCGUGGUGAAAUAAAAAAAGAACAGAAUCAUCGUCAAAGUAAAUAUACAAGAAGAAAUCGAUGGGUUCACUAUAAAAAGUUGCAGUUUUUAAAAGAACAAAUGCUGCCGAGACCGCCAAUUUGGGAACGUAGUGAUGAUAAAAAUGAUCGAUUACAAAGUAAUAAUAAUGACGAUGAUAAUAAUUUGAUAGAACAAAAAUUAAAUAACGGGCGUAAUAAUUCUGAAGUAAAUGAUGAAAAUAAUAGUAAUCAGCAGGAGAAAUUCAGCGGAGCGAUAAUUAAAAAUCAACUUAAAAAACCAGUUAAAUUAAAAUUAAUAACUGCGGCGCGAAGGAUUGAAAUGUCGAGUAAUGGCAAUAAAACGGCGAUACAUUCUCCCGUUAUUUAUAAACCGGAUAGUUUACAGGAAAAUGAAUUUCUUGAAGCGAUAUCGGUUAAAGAUGAACCUGUUGAUAGUAUUGAUAAUUGUAUGGGCUAUCAAGUUGAUAGUGAUAACAGUAAUGGAGCAGCAAAUGAAGAAGUUUGUAAUAGCGAUGAAUUAUCAAUGGAUCCGCUUGAUGAAAAUCGCUUAGAUGAUAAUUAUUAUUUUUUAAUGAGUCUUCUGCCUCACAUAAGAACAUUACCAGCUGAACGCGUCAUGUCAUUACGAAUGCAGAUGCAAGAACUCGUUUAUAAAGAAGUAUACAAGAAGAGUAUAAACCCAGAUAGUUAAUAUCUGUAAUAUAAUACACCAAAUAAUAAUAAUAUAUGUAAAUAAUA